This is a messenger RNA of Porites evermanni, 5420 nucleotides long. The record is from the annotation of a GenBank genome assembly. NCBI's taxonomy places the organism in Eukaryota, Metazoa, Cnidaria, Anthozoa, Scleractinia, Poritidae.
AUGGCCGCCUUCAACAAGCAGAAAGAGUCCUGUCUUUCUCAAGUAGAUCUUAGCAAAAAAGGGAGCAUAGAUGACCAAAUAAUUGAUUUAGUGAAGUACAUAAAUGCUCAAGAAAACUUUUUUACUACCAGUUCUUGCUCAGGAAGGAUAUCUGUUUUCUCCGAGGUUAGUGAAAUAAAGGAAUAUGUCUGGUCCUUUUAGCCUUUAGCCUCGGGUGAAGACAGAGUGUAUUUUGAAGUAAAUCUGGUCACAUCACGUAUCCCUCUGUAGACUUCCAUAUGACAAGGGAAAGAAUAUAUAUCGUUGGCAGUUAAUCACGGAACAUUUUUUAUUUCUAUAUUUUUUUAUGGUUCUAAAAAAGCUUAAAUGCAGAAUAUACCCUGCCACUUUAAAGCAACCCUAAACAUUUGUGGAUACGCGGAUACUCGGUCACUACAUAUCCGCAUAUAUCACGUAUCCAGCUCUUUCAGGGACACAGCUUCGCACUUGCAGGGUAUUCUACAGUUGUUUUGUCAUGAUUGUUAUAUUCAGUCAUUCAACCAUUGUUCAAAAAUUUCUAGUCUUGCAAUAGGGUGCCAAGAUGCAAGACGUCUAGCUAAAUAAAUUAAAUUAAGUUAAUACUAAUGAUAGCGAUGACAAAAUCUCCUACUGAAGAUAAAAGGGAUAAAAAUAUUCAUAGCAUUAAUUAUUGUACAAUAUUAAAAUUCAUGGUUAGCUAGAAUGCUCAAAUAAGACUUUUUUUAAUCGAUAAGUGGACUUAAUGUUAACAAUUUCACUGCGUAAUGCGUUUCCAGUCUUUGACAGUUCAAUAAACUUGUUCUGGCUAGAGUUACUUGAAUGUCUUCUGCACACUUCAUAACAUAGUCUGGGAAAGCCAGGCCGUCAUCACCAUGAAUUGCUUUGUGGAAAUAGGGUUAACCCUGAGAUUGUUCUUGAUUGUUCUUCGUAACUUCAGCAGUAUCCAGUUUAACUCGUUCAAGAGGUUGGUAACUGUUCCCGGUUCCCGCAUCACAGUUGUCAAUGAGGUGUGCAGCUGUUCUCUGUACUCUCUCUAUUAAUUUUGUUUGACACAUUUUUUAAGUGCGGGUCCCAGACUGAGCUGACAUAUUCCACAUGAGGCCACACAAGGGCUUUGUAGGCUGCCUCUUUCACUGCCGCAGAGUAUAUUUGCUUGCCAGUGAGUUCUUGUUAUUGGUAUUACCAAAUCUUUGCAUAAAAUGCAUUUAUAUUUGUUAACAUUAUAGCUAACACUUUAAUCUAACACCUAAACGUCAGAAAAAGUGUCCAGUUUAUUAUAACUAUUUGUUGUUGAAGCUUGCAGAUCAGAGAAAAAGGCAUUGCGAGUGGCUGUAUGUUACCCACAGUAAUGCUCAUGAGGAUGAAUUAGUAAGUAAUAAGAUAACAAAGCAAAGUUGUCAGAUCUCUUGAAAACAGGAUCUGAAAGUGUAUGAUGUGUUACAGGUCAAAAUUAAAUUCAGGUUAAAAUAGUUUAACCCAGGUUGUUGCCUUUUGUCUCAUAGCCCAAAUGCAUGAAUAAUAUAUUAGAACUGCUUUGUAGGAGACAAAUAGACCCAGUUUAAAAAAUUUUAAUGUGAAUUUAAUUUUGACCUGUAAGUAACAUUCAUGACUUGUGCACCACUAGUUGUGUAUCUUGUUGGUAGUUCCCAGAUAGUAUUCCUAGGCAUAUUUUUUAUUGGCUCACCAUUCAUUGUUUCUCAAUACUGUUUGUAGCUGAAUUCUUUACAGCACUGUCAAGGAAGUGCAGUUUUCAAGUUUGAACCAUUUGUUUUGCAUGUGCAGUGUAAAGACCUUGAGAGUGGUCAGCAAAUGGUGAGUAGACAGCAAUUUUAAGAUAAACUAAGGUGGCUACAAGGAUUCUUUUUUUUAAGGUAGUCCAAACUAACUAGAGGUGCUGCACCAUGAAGACUACUAAGAAAUCUACAUGCUUUGAAUGUAACUUUGAGCAUUCUGAGCCACAAAUAGAGACUUGGUGCUUGUGAUGAUUUAAUUUUUUUUAAUGAAUUCCGAGAUGAUGACAUUAUUAAUUCAAAACAGCUGUUGCUGGCCAUUUUGCCACAAAACCACAAAAAUGUGGGCCUUUGCCAAAGGUUACUUUGGUUUUUCCUGUGUAAAGCAUUUUAUCUGAGGUGUCAUAAUGAUGGAGAACGGACUUAAAUCAAGAAUAACAGUAGUUUUGUUGUAGUUGUACGGUUGCUUCCUCCAUUUAUAAAUAGUAUGUUAAAAAAUAGAAAUCUCAGAAAGGAUAAAUCAUGGUAGGGUGGCCCUUGAGGUCAGUGUUGUGACUGGCUUUUUUCAAUAUAUACCUGUCCAGUAAAUUAUAAUAACAUUUCACAAGAAACAGCAAUAAAGGAUUUAAUUACUCAGAUGUGGAAAAGAUCAAAACAAAAUAUACUAUUGAAGAGGAACUUGCAGAGUGCUGUUGAGUGAGUUACCUGUAAAAAAAAAUCAAAUUGGAUCAUUUUACAUGAGUUUUUUUAUAAUUUUUAUUUCUAUAAUUUCAUUAAAUUUUGUAUAUAAUAAUAAUAUUACAAUUAUAACAAUAUUAUUAGUUAUAUUAUUAUUAAUAUUAUUAAAUUAAAUUACCGGUAUUUAUUUAUAUUUCAUUUAGCUCAAAGCUGCCCUUGUAUCUGGUUUUAAAAAUUCUGGAAUUGUUAUCGGAAAGAAGGCUAAUGUCAUAUUGGUGAGUUUAAGAACUAUUUAAAGCCAAAAAUUCUUGAGGUCUAUCGCUGGCAAGCAAUUUUGUUCUUUACAAUCAGUUGACAACAGACUCAGAUUUUCAGAUAAAACAACUUGUAAUUUAACUAGUCAUUACACGUGAGGGAAGCCAUUAGAUGAAAUUUAUUUUUCAUUUCCCCCCUCUCAUCAUGUAAAAGGCUGUUGUAAUUAUUUGAGCAUGCAUUAUCUUUGGGUCCCAGGCAGAGGCAAAUCUCAAACUUUCAAGCACUUAAGUUAGACUACAAAAAGGUAAAAGUAUGUUGGUUACCUCAAGUUAAAAAAAAAAGUUAAAACAUAUUUUUUGUAGGCUGUAAGGAGUACUCAAAGCAUGGAAGUUCCACUUGUUCAUGAUGGAGAACUUUUAGUCUCUGAAAAGGUAACUAAAUUAACAUUACCCUGCCCAAAUUCCUUCCCAAAAUAAUAUUGUCUUUCCAGAAUUAAAAAGACUGGACGAUUAAGAUGGAAUCCAUCAGGAAAUUAAAUAAUUUUAAUUUUCAGGGGACAAAAGCCUUGUACCAGAAUAUUUUAAAUAAUAUUGCAUUCCUUUUUUAAAAUACAUACCCUGUUGAGGACAACACCCUCAAUUUUAAUACCUUGCUUAAGAUAAAGGACAAAAUGCACACCGUCUUGUUUUAAGGUCAUUUAUUGGCAAUUGCAAUAAUGGAGCAAGUUCAUGUUAUAGUUAUUGCGUCUGUAUACUUAGAGUACCAAGCAAAUCAAAAUGUAAUUAAUUGUGCAGGCAAUACCCCGUUUAUAAUUAGGACAGACUCGCAUGAAUUAUUAUUAUAUACCCUGUUUAGGACAGAGAGUACAAAACCCAUACCCUGUUCAGUGACACAUCCCUGUAUACGGUAUAGGCCUUAUAAGCGAUUACAGUCUUUUCAGAGGCAGGGGCACACCACCACCUAAAAAAUGCAGCUAUGGGAACCUUCUAGGGGGACAUACACAGGAAAAAAUAACGGAUUCCCAUUUUUGGAUAUUUUAGGGUAUUUAAAGAAUACCCAUAAAAAUCCCAAAUUUGGCAAAGUGAGGCAAGUCCCAACCAGGGAAUUCCCAACCAAGUUCCCUGAUUGGGACGUGUCUCACUCUUCCAAAUUUGGGAUUUUUGUGGGUAUUCUUUAAAUACCCUAAAAUAUCCAAAAAUGGGAAUUGGUUAUUUUUUCUUGUGAUAUAGUAAUUUUACUUCCACGCUCUGCUUCCAUGUUGAAAAUAAUGUCAAGUUUCUUAGAGUGAUAACUAUAUAAUUUUUUUAUGAAAAUUUUCCCAUCUUAGUAUGUUAAGUUCCUGGUGAAUAUUGCCAACAAGAAGCUUGAAGAGAAUCAGACGAGAAAAGAUAGGUAUGUGUAUUUUUUCAUGGAAAAACCAAAAAUAAACUAACACUGCCUAGUGAACCAAAGACUGUACUUGUGGACGUUCUUCACUUUCAAACUAUAAUAGUUGCAUGUCAGUGUUGCUGUGUGUGUGGAACCAUCAGAGAGGUGAACUGACAUCCUUCAAGUUACAUUUUUAUGGAAGCUGACAUGCACCCCACACCCUUUUUUCCUGUUGAUUAAUCAGAAAAUUUCCUUGAAUGCAAUGGUAUAUUUUCAAAACACAUUUUCCUGGAAAACUUAUGUGCUCCUGCUUUUUAAGUUCAACCAACAGGUCAUAUUGUCGGUGGCUUGCACUUAUACAGAAAUAAUUAAUAACUUGUUUUUCAGGUUUUUCAGAAAUCUUUGCAACAUAUUGCAUGAAUGUGAUAGCAGUGCUACUCCUGAAAAGCAAGGUAAAAUGAAAGGGGGGGGGGGGCAAUAAUAUUGUACCAUCAAAAUCAUGGUCUUGGAAAAUAUUUUUGCAAGUUCUACAUCUCAAAGCAUUAUUUGUGAUGGGUCUGAAAUCUCAUUUUUUGCCUGUUUGUUUCUACCUCCGAGUCUUAACCUUUUACCAUGUUUUUUUAUUUAAAUUUCAAAAUUAAUGUUUUGUUAACUUUUGUGAGUCUCAGAUUUUUUAUCCCUGCCUAAAUAAUUAGCCUGCGAGCAGGCUCACUUGUGCGAGCUCGGGGAAAAGUUUUGACGGUUGGUGGACUCACCAAUGGGCCGAGGAAAAGGCUCAUAUUUUUUCCUUGCUGGAUGGCCACCCAAAUGAUUUUGCUCAAAUUGCACAAAUGAGCUUACUCGCAGGCUACGAAAUAAUAAGACUCAAACAAUAAUAUUACAAUUGCUUUCAAGAUCCUGAAUGUAACAAAAGUCAGAGAACAAGGAAAUAAAAUCAGAAACCUGUUUUUAGUAAACCAAUGCCUAACAUUUCACAGGAACCAGUUUGCUUGCCAAGAGAGACUGUUUCGCCAUAAUCAAAUAAUAAUAAUAAUAAUAAUAAUAAUAAUAAGACGAAGAAGAAGAAGAAGAAUUAAAAAUAGAUAAUUUAUUAAUAUAAAUAAAACUAGACAUAAUAAAAUAAUAUAUAUAUUUAUUAAAAAAUUGAGCUUAACAAUAUGAAUAAAAUUAAUGUAUUUUAUUAAUAUUAAAUUCCCUUUUUUCUUUUCUUCAGGUAGAACACAGAAAAAAAAAGGUGUCAGACAAGACAAAGAACUGGUACUUGCUGCCACCAAUGGCACAUCUCAACAAAUAUCUUUUGACUCUUCUGAACUGUGUAAUGAUGAGGAUGUAAUGGACUGCUUGGUCUCUUUUUAUGGGGAUGUACCCUAA